Molecule: messenger RNA, 3156 nt
Organism: Polyodon spathula (Mississippi paddlefish)
Lineage: Eukaryota; Metazoa; Chordata; Actinopteri; Acipenseriformes; Polyodontidae
Gene: b3gnt9
Product: UDP-GlcNAc:betaGal beta-1,3-N-acetylglucosaminyltransferase 9
Exons: 1
Coding region: 1921-3156 (411 amino acids)
Cellular component (GO): membrane
Molecular function (GO): hexosyltransferase activity
Source: RefSeq, a predicted model, not a curated record
GUGUAAUUAUGUAUUUAUAAUAGGAGAAUGCAGUUUAAUAUACAUACUUUAUAUUUAUCCAACAGUAAAUCAAGUGGAUAUGAUUUAUUUUUCACCUGUAGAGUUACUUGUGACUUUUUCUUUUUAAACUGCUUUUGGCAUUUGAGUCACAGAACUUACUCCUUCUGAAACGCUGACGAGUAAACAGUUACAUUUCGUUAACACUGUUUAGUGCCUUAAAAUAGAAAGCUGAUGGGUGUAUUUAAACCACAACACACACGUACACACCCAUUUCCACAAGGGGGCGCAUCUCCCCAAUACCUAACACAAGCAGACAUCACAACAGCUGGCUCCUUUCAUUUAGGCAAAUACCGGGGUUGUGGCUCAAGGUUUUAUGGGCACACAUCAAAUCGUGUGGCCUGCAGUUUACGGUAAUUUAAAUGAAAACAUGUUUUUAUUAUUUUUUUUAAAGUAAUGUUUAGUACAACUUUAAAUUUAAAGUAAUAUUAAAUAAAUAAAUAAAUAAUUUGACACACAUUGCGCGUUAUACUGCACAAUGUGCAUUACAUCAUAUACUCAUCGCCAUUCCUCCCCGCUCCACGGUUUCGCUUUUUCUGCAGUCUGGAGUUGCUUUGCUGGCAAAUUUUUUAAAAAUGUAUUUAUUUUUUCCACAAAAAGAAAGUUGAGGCGAACACCUCUGUCGAGUUAACUUUUCAACACGUCUAGCGAGUAAAGCUAGUUUGCAUGAUAAUAUGCGUUAUAAUGUAGGGUGUUAUAAAAGGCUGCAAUUGCAAAAAAUAAAGUGUGUUUUUGUUCGUGUGACUGCAACGAGAUAAUUAGGUCCAGGUGUUCGUGUUUGGCACUUUCGCGGGUAACCCAGCUCUGCAGAUGGAUGGACACGCAGCCGGUCCGAUGUGGUGAGUAUGAUAAUUUCUUUUAGACGCAGACUGAUCGAGGGUGUUGUUUCAAUGUUACAUAUUUUUUUUUAAUCCGAGGACCGCCAAGUUCAGGGUCCUGUCUGGCUGCUUCUUGCCGUUCUGUUUAUUCCGAUGAACCACUACACAUGUUCACGAUCUUAUUCAAAAUAACACGUUUUCUUUUAUUCAUCUAAACAUUUUAAACUACAUGAGCAUAACAAAAUACACAAUUGUCCAUUGAACUUUUUAAAUAUACAGUACAGGGGAUGUGGUUUAAGCGUUUUCCACUAUCUAACAUGCUUCUCACGUGUGUGUGUGUGUGUGUGUGUUAUGGAUGGCUUUAUUUUCCUCAUUGCCGCAGCUGAUACAUAAUAAAUACGUUGCCGUCAUUAGAAGUGGAACUGCUUCACUAAAUGGUUAUUACGUGGGUUGAGCACACAAUAAAACACUAGUAUGGUGCUUUUAUUAAGAGAUGGAAAAUGUCUGUUCCAAAGUAUAAUGUUGAGAAAAAAAUAAAUAUUAAUCUUAAUAACCGACUUCAAUUGGCUUACUUAAUAUCAUUAUUUUAUUUACCACCAGCUUGUAUAUACUAUAUUUAAUAUUACAGUUUUUCUUUGCUUUCUUCCUAAUAUUACUGAUAUUAUCUAACAGAAACUGUGUGUUUAUAACAAUAUUUAGUUCUGUGUUCUAGUGCUAAUUGAGGAAGGCCAAUGAAUACCCAAUACCCUCCAAACCUGGUGCUCUGUGGAACACACCAAGCUGCCUCCUGCGUGUGACUUGGAAAUAUUCUUCAUCCCAGCCUACUCUUAUCUUGUAAUGGUUUUAAUAACAAGCCUCCAGAACAACUUUAUUCAGGCUCUGAAGGACCAUUAGAAAGUGGCUGCACUGACUCCCAAUAAUAAAAAAUUCAGAUUCCACAGGUGGUGAAACCUGUCUUCUCUCUGCACAUACUGUAAUUGGCCUCGCUGUUUCUCAGCGGCUGGGAAAGAGCAGCUUAUGAUACGCGUCCGAUCCACUGCAGACCAUGAGAGUUCCUCUGAAAGGAGAUGUGAUCUGCACGGUUGUGAUUCUGACAGUGCUGUGUGUAAUACUGUACACCCAGUAUGGAUUCACAGCAACGUGGGGAAUUGAGAACCUAAUCAAGGAAACGUCAAACACAAGAGUUGUUUUGGGAACCACAGCCAAGAGGCUAGAGGAGGAGUUGGUAACUCCUCAGCGUUAUUCUGGACAGAUGUGCAAUUCUGAGCCAGUCGAUGAGGGUGCAGUUCAGCCCACCAGGGCCCCGUCUUUAUCUCGUCCACCUUUCAACUUCAAGCAGUACCUGAGAAACAAGGACUGCCGUGACUUCAAACUCCUUUUGAACCAGCCUGGGAAGUGUGUGGGGGACACGUUCCUGCUGAUCGCCAUCAAGUCGGUGGCGGAGGAGUUCGAGAAGCGCGAGGUGGUGCGCAAGACCUGGGGAGCGGAAGGACUUUUAAACGGAGUAAAGAUAAACAUGGUCUUCCUGCUGGGGGUUCCCAAGAAUCAAACACAGUUUCCCGAGUGGGAGCUGCUUUUGAGGUACGAGAGCCGUGCGCACAGGGACAUCCUCCUGUGGGACUUCCAGGAUACUUUCUUCAACCUGACCUUGAAGGAGAUCAACUUUUUAAAAUGGCUGGACAUUUUUUGCCCCGACGUGAAGUUCAUCUUCAAAGGCGACGCCGACAUCUACGUCAACGUCGAUAACAUUGUGGAGCUCCUGAAGGAGCGCAGCCCUGGCGAAGACGUCUUCAUUGGCGACGUCAUCUAUCAGGCUCAGCCUAUCAGGUCAAAGAAGAGCAAGUACUUCAUCCCAGAGAUGGUGUACGGACAGGGGAUUUACCCAGCUUACGCAGGGGGAGGUGGCUUCAUCAUGUCUGGCUUCACCGCUAAGAGACUGGAGCGAGCUUGCAGAGAGGUGGAGCUGUUCCCGAUCGACGACGUCUUCAUGGGGAUGUGUCUGCUCCGGAUCGGCCUGAAACCAGAUUCCCACGAGGGUUUCAGGACUUUCGGGAUAGUCAGGCCCUCUGCUGCCCCCCAUCUCCAAGUCUUUGAUCCAUGUUUUUACAGAGAGCUCAUGGUGGUCCACAGCCUCACCGUGGCAGAAAUGUGGCUCAUGUGGAAACUGCUUCACGAUCCGGAGGUGCAGUGCAAUACCAAAGUGGUUGUGAGGAAGUCAUUCAAAUGGACGAGGAAAAACCACAAACACAAAAAAGAGGACCUUGGGUUGAAACUGUCCUGA